Messenger RNA from Apodemus sylvaticus (European woodmouse), 1724 nucleotides. Its product is annotated as phospholipid scramblase 2. Gene Ontology annotation, biological process: phosphatidylserine exposure on apoptotic cell surface. Gene Ontology annotation, cellular component: plasma membrane. The record is from RefSeq and is a predicted model, not a curated record. The transcript is spliced from 8 exons. Lineage: Eukaryota; Metazoa; Chordata; Mammalia; Rodentia; Muridae. Bases 401 to 1333 code for a protein of 310 amino acids. Gene Ontology annotation, molecular function: phospholipid scramblase activity.
AAAGGACUUGGAACUCAGUUAGGCAGGCGGAGUUUCAACUUGAUUAGCAGGGGUGGGUUGAUUUCCUGACUGUCAGGAAAUGGAAUUCUCAAACCUCAGAAAAUAAAACCUAAUCCCUUGGCAACUGCCUCAAAGUCAAGGUGCUUUUCUGCCUUUCUUAGAGGAGGAGUCUGGGGAGCUGAGUGGCAGCUGGGGCCCUGACACUAGGAAUUGAGCUUCUUGUAGCAGCCUAAGGACCAUAAGCCUGCUCCUGGUCCCUCUCAAGAGGCUCUGUGGACUUCGCGGGACCCAGAACAUCUACAAGCCCUGAGAAGAGGAAUCUGAGGGUGGAGAUUUGAGCUAGAAGUUAAGAACCGCAACCAAGACUCCUAGGAAGGGGAGGUGGGAACAGGGGCAAGGUAUGCAAAUGGAGCCUCCUCCUCGCUCAGGACCAUAUCCGCCAGCUGGGUAUGCCCCUCAGUAUCCACCAGCAGAAUUCCAAGGACCUCCAGAACACAUUGGGUGCCCCCCACACCAGACUAACUACCAAGGUUCCCAGUCUGGUUAUCCAGGGCCUCAGGCUGGCUACGUAGUCUCAACAUCUAGACAUGAAGGUAAAGCUGCAACACAGCUUCCUAUUCAAAAUAACCAGUCUGUAGUCAUUGUAAACACCCCGUGGAUGCCAGCACCACCACCUCUUCUGAACUGCCCACCUGGGCUAGAAUACUUAAAUCAGAUAGAUCAGAUUUUGAUUCAUCAGCAAGUUGAACUUCUAGAAGUUGUAACAGGCUUUGAAACAAAUAACAAAUUUGAAAUCAAGAACAGCCUUGGGCAGAUGGUUUACAUUGCUGUGGAAGAUACUGACUGCUGCACUCGAAAUUGCUGUGAAGCCUCUAGACCUUUCACCUUGAGGAUCCUGGAUCAUCUGGGCCAAGAAGUCAUGACUCUAGAGCGACCCUUGAGAUGCAGUAGCUCCUGUUUCCCCUGCUGCCUCCAGGAGAUAGAAAUCCAGGCUCCUCCUGGGGUGCCGAUAGGUUAUGUGAUUCAGAACUGGCACCCGUGUCUGCCCAAGUUCACUCUUCAAAAUGAAAAGAGAGAAAGUGUUCUAAAAGUUGUUGGCCCAUGUGUUGCAUGCACCUGCUGCUCAGAUAUUAACUUUGAGGUCAAGUCUCUUGAUGAGGCAACUAGAAUUGGCAAGAUCACCAAGCAAUGGUCUGGUUGUGUGCAAGAGGCCUUUACCGAUUCAGAUAACUUUGGACUCCAGUUCCCGAUGGACCUGGAUGUGAAGAUGAAAGCUGUGGUGCUUGGUGCUUGUUUCCUCAUAGAUUACAUGUUUUUUGAAGGCUGUGAAUAGGAACAGAAAUCAGACCUGCAGUGGGACCAAUGACAGAAGACAGAGAAGAUUGGGAAACCUGGGGCAUUUUUUGUUUCUUCAUUGAAAUUUCUCAGAAUCAAGAUACUAUCCAUGAGGCAUAUAUGUACAAUUUUGCUUUUCAAAUGAUACUUUAUCUUUUACAAGAUUGGAAUAUAUUAUCCAAUUAUCUUUAUAUCCUUCUAAAAAUAUUCACCAAAUUCAAGUUAAAAAAUAAGAAAAGUGUAUGAUUUAAAAUAAAAAAUUUUAUGGAAAAGUAAGUUGAAUCAUAAUCUCUGAUUUAUUUUACAUCUUCUGUUCAAUUUAAACCUUGUUAGUGCUGAUUUUAUUAUAAAAUUAUACUUGAUUCUAUCAAACCUAGUUAGUUUAUUUC